This is a messenger RNA of Suillus fuscotomentosus, 1019 nucleotides long. RefSeq lists its product as uncharacterized. The record is from RefSeq and is a predicted model, not a curated record. Lineage: Eukaryota; Fungi; Basidiomycota; Agaricomycetes; Boletales; Suillaceae. The coding region runs from base 190 to 921 and encodes 243 amino acids. The transcript has 3 exons.
CAAGGAUCUGACAGGAAUCGAAGACGAUGCAACUCUGAAGCAGCAUAUAUUGGAUGUUCAAGCAAAGGCAUACAAGGUAUCUAGACCCAUGGACACGUCGUCCUGCCGUAGCGAAACUUAAUUGUUCAUGACUAGGUUGCUCCUUACGUGUGCAUCUAUCUUUUCUCUUUUACCAGGUAUCUUGUUUGUAUGUUUGUGCUGAGUAAACACACAAAAAUCGAGCCCUUUAGACGCAGGAUGUCGGGGCUACCUGCUUAUCACCAAGUUGUGCGCAUCGGACGUGAACACAAGAACCCAAUUUUCCUUGACGUCGGCUGUUGCUUUGGAAAUGUCAUCAGGGAAGUAAUUCUUGAUGGUUUUCCUGCAGCUCAAACGAUUGGAACUGAUCUCCAUCAAGAACUCUGGGAUCUGGGACAUGAACUCUUCAAGUCGUCUCCAGAGACUUUUCCAGCUCACUUCGUGGGCGGGGACGCUUUUGACCCAGAAAUCCUCGCUGUGGCUCCGCCUGCGUCGCUACAGACAACAGAAGUUUCAACUCCCGACCUCAAUAACCUCACUUCGUUGAAUUCGUUACGCGGAUGUGUUUCCGCAAUUCACGCAACAGCCUUCUUCCACCUGUUUAAAGAAGAUCAACAACUGCGCAUGGCACGUGCUUUUGCUGGCCUUCUCUCCGCUGAACCAGGCUCCAUCAUUCUCGGAGCGCACGCGGGUGCUCAACAGAAGGGUGUCGUGAAUCAAGUAUAUUGGGGUAUCGAGGUUGACAUGUUCGCCCACAGCGUCGAGAGCUGGACUUCUAUGUGGGAUGGGGAAGUAUUCGAGAAAGGGACGGUCAAGGUGGAUGCACACUUAAGGGAGGUAUCCGAAGAUAUGGGAGGCGAUGAACGUUAUCCGGUGUUGCUCUGGUCUGUGACCAGACUGUGAGCAUGUGUUUUUUACUUCCUCGCCAUUGCUAGAGUCUAGACUAGGCUAUUGAAUACAAUUCGGGUGUGAUCUGAUCAAGUGUCUCAAGUAGCAUCCUU